Phytophthora sojae is the source of this 834-nucleotide messenger RNA. RefSeq lists its product as hypothetical. The transcript has a single exon. Bases 1 to 834 code for a protein of 277 amino acids. Lineage: Eukaryota; Oomycota; Peronosporomycetes; Peronosporales; Peronosporaceae. The record is from RefSeq and is a predicted model, not a curated record.
AUGGGGAACUCGUGCUAUUGCUGCUCCAAGCGCGAGCGCACGGUUGAGGACCUUCUGGAUGGCUCGCUAGAGGACAAACUACUCGGCAAGCGCGACGAUGACGCAGAGGCCACAACGGCUGAGGAGGAGGCGUGGCGUCAGCGGCGUGAGCAGCUCAAGGACGAGGCGGAGCUGUCGCUCGACCUCUCGGAUGAUAACGAUAAAGGGAACAGCAAUGCUGCGAAAGGAGGCAAACCGAGUGGCAGCACCAGCGUCGACCAUGGGACUUUGAUUUGGGAUCUGAGUGAGCGGAACACGGUUCUUGCUGUUCGCAAGGAGACGACGGAGUUGGUGGAGGACGAAGAGGACGACGAAGUGUUCGGCAGUGCGAAGGAAGACGCGAACGGUGAUGAAGAAGAAGAUCAGGACCAAGAGAGUAAGGAGCACGUGGCUGAGAGCGAAGAAUUUGACGUGGAUCGACUCACGCAGCUCUCUGCGAGGUCCGCGGAGGACUCGUACGCGUCCGUGAACGAGUACUUCCGCGGCGACGACACGCGGGUCUUCCGGGACACAGAGAUCGACCGCGCUACAGUGGCAGACAGCUUCAUGGGCACUACAGUGACGGACAGCUUCUUGGAUGCGUCAUCGACAGCGAACCGCAGCUUCCAUGUCGACGAUGACGACGAAGUCCAGCAGCAGCAGGGUGAACAGCAGCAGAAACAGGAGCAAGACGACGAGCAAGUUGACGACGAGAGCAGCCCCGACAAACGUCGAAGCAGCUCUGGUGCGUCGUCCUCGUCACGCCGUCGGUCGUCCAAGAAGAAGUCGCGUAGCAAGAAAUCCUCGCGUAAAUGA